Messenger RNA from Vombatus ursinus (common wombat), 923 nucleotides. It is a transcript of the gene RSL24D1, whose product is annotated as ribosomal L24 domain containing 1. NCBI's taxonomy places the organism in Eukaryota, Metazoa, Chordata, Mammalia, Diprotodontia, Vombatidae. The transcript is spliced from 6 exons. The record is from RefSeq and is a predicted model, not a curated record. Gene Ontology annotation, cellular component: nucleolus. Bases 57 to 548 code for a protein of 163 amino acids. Gene Ontology annotation, biological process: ribosomal large subunit biogenesis.
CGUCACUUCCUCUCAAGCGCCCUGGUCUCUAGGAGAGGUGACGGCGCAACUUCAAGAUGCGCAUCGAGAAGUGUUAUUUCUGUUCUGGGCCGGUGUACCCGGGGCACGGCAUGAUGUUUGUCCGCAACGACUGUAAGGUUUUCAGAUUUUGUAAAUCUAAAUGCCAUAAAAACUUUAAAAAGAAGCGCAAUCCUCGUAAGGUCAGAUGGACUAAAGCCUUCCGAAAGGCAGCUGGCAAAGAACUUACAGUGGAUAAUUCAUUUGAAUUUGAAAAACGUAGAAAUGAACCUGUCAAAUACCAGAGAGAGCUAUGGAAUAAAACAGUUGAUGCCAUGAAGAGAGUAGAAGAGAUCAAACAAAAACGUCAAGCUAAAUUUAUAAUGAACAGGUUAAAGAAGAGCAAAGAACUACAGAAAGUUCAGGCCAUCAACGAAGUCAAACAAAACAUCCACCUUAUCAGGGCACCUCUUGCAGGCAAAGGAAAACAAUUGGAAGAAAAAAUGGUGCUCAAAUUACAACAAGAUGUGGAGAUGGAAGAUGGUUCUUAGAAAUCUCAAAAUGGUUGCAACCUUCUCUUUGUAUUUCUCUAGAAAACCUCUUGCAGAGCCUUGGAACUCUUCUCCAUCAUUGAUUUAUUUUUCACAUUGAGUAAAAUGAGAGAUCAUUAAAAAUACAUCUCUUCCACAUUGUUAUCUGGAAACUGUCAAAUUAUGGGAAUGUUAGAGUGUGUAUUUCAAGGUUAAAGCUACAUUGGAUGGAUGCUCUUUUGUAAGUCGUGAAAGUGCUAUUUGUAAUUACAGAAGUGCAUAGAAAUAAAAUAGCUGUAUCAUUUGGAUAAUGACUUCCAGCAUUUAUCUGAUACUAUAAUUACAUUGUGCUUUAAGGUCACUGAUGUAUAAAAUAAAACAUUCCCUUUAUUGUCA